AUGGAUCGAGACACUGGAGCAGCGUCCGCAUCUGUCAACCAAAACGCUCCUGCGGCUUCGGAUCAGCAGGACGAAGGAAGAGAAGAUGCGGAGCGUAAAAGGAACAACAUUCGCAAAAGAACAAAGACUGGUUGUUUAACGUGCCGGAAGCGCCGAAUAAAAUGCGACGAAGGAAGACCGAUAUGCAACAAUUGUAUUAAAUCUAAGCGGCAAUGCGAGGGCUACAAUCAACGAGUUAUUUUCAAAGAUCCUAUGGGUACAAUACAGGGAGGGCCUUUUGGUCCUGCUUUCUAUCCCCAAGGCUCAGCGCAUCUUGGCCACUUACAAGUAAAAGCCUCUGCCCAAGGCCAGCUACCAACGAUUGCCCCUAAGCCACCUUCCGUUGGUUAUCCUGGGCAGCAACCACCGUACGGACAUUAUGUUCACGGACAGGGAGUGGUGGCUCCAAAUUCGUAUGACUUCAACGCCCCAGCGGUUCCUCACCCGUAUCAUCAAAUGAAUGGUAUGAUACCUGCAGACCCUUCAAUGCCAUACGCCAGAGCGCAAUCAGAUCCCCGCCAGCAUCAUGCCGACCCAGCCCUCAACGGACAGCGCGGCGUACCGUACCCGAGCGACAGUCAACCAGACCCCCUAGCCAUGAAGAGGGAAGGAAUGCAGAUGAAAGUAACUGUCCACGAUUACGACAUCGAGUAUGAUGACUUUGAAAUGCCAGAGGAUGAUGCUUCGAUGGGUGAAUCUGACGACGACACCCAAGACCCUCGACAGGUUCUCGGACCCGUAAUGAAGCAGUUCAAUGGAACUUGGGACACGAACGGCACACGAGUUCGAACCUUCUCAACAUUUGCCCAAAGCAAUAUUCUCUCUGAUUACACAGCUUCAGCCCGAAUAACGGAACUUAAAGAUCCCGUAAUGCUGCAGAUAUUUAUGCACUUUAUCCAAGUCACAGGCCCAAGUAUGUCAUUGUACGAAAGACACCCAUUCGACCAUACUGGCGAGAACUCUUUCGACCCUACUCCGAAAGGGGCCAACAAUCUUUGGAGUUAUACCUUCCCUGUCAUAUCGCUGAACCAUCCUGCGCUACUUCAUUCUAUGCUUGCUUUGGGUGCCCUGCAAAUAGCCAAGCUUCAAAACAUACCGGCCACGGCUGCAAUGAAACAUUAUCAUUUGGCAAUCCGCCGAAUAGCUAAGAAUGUUAACACGCCCAUCAGACGAACACAACCGGCAACAGUGGCCGCGACGUUAUUGCUAUCGUACUUCGAGGUAUGGUCUUCGGAUCAUACAAAAUGGUGCAAUCAUCUGCUUGGGGCCAGAAUAUUGUUUAGUGAAAUACCCCUAAGGGCGAUGUCAAGGAAGUAUCUGCCGGUGAAACGUUUCAAACAGGCGGAAAAGGAUGCCCAAAACCAGAACCAAAUGGACAGCUUCUUCCCUGGUCUCAGUAUCCCAUCCCAGAGCGAACUCAAUGACCUGGACUACGACAUUUUACGGGCAAUCUCAGGCCAGGAUGUCACAGCGGAUGAUUAUGGCCUUGGCGAAGGCCAAAGUAUCAAUCUAUCGAGCAAGGUGACCGAUAGAGAUAUUGAGCAUUAUGAAAACAUGCGUGAUCUUUUCUGGUGGUACUGCAAGAUGGAUGUGUAUCAAAGCAUGCUGGCAGGCACUAGACUAUUUAUGAACUACGAGUCUUGGUCUCAGUGUCCACCUAGAGCACCAAUUUCGAAACUCGAAGCUAUAUAUGGAUCAUAUGAUCAUCUCAUGCUUCUGCUUGGCCGACUGGCCGACUUUUCAUCCAAAGACGUUGCACGAAAGCGAAGAGCAAGUCUCGCCAAAGGGCCUUCCCCAGGAGCUAGCAACAGUUCACCGCCGUCGUUCCCUGGCAUUGUUCCUACAGACGGAAAUUUCCAGGUUCCUAGAGGAUUUACACCACCUAGGGAGACAUCACCAGAGAGUGAAAGUUCGGAAGAUCAUGAUACAGAAGCGAGCUACCUUGCUGCUCUAUAUGAAUGGGAAUCUAUCAAGCAGGGAUUUGAGGCAUAUGAAAACAGCUUGGGACCUGAGUUUCAACCUCUCAAGCCUGAGUUCUCAGACAGGAGAGAUUCGCCGUUUGGAAUGACGCUGCAGUACCGAACGUUCUCUGUGGCAGGAAUUUGGAUGAACUUUUACAUGGGCAGGAUCAAUCUUAUUCGAUGUCAUCCCUCGAUGCCUCCUGCUGCCAUGCAAGCAGCUGGGAUGUCAGCUCGUCAGACUGGACCAUACUCGAAUAAGGUGGGACGAAUAGCUGCUGGAUUGUCUGAAGAUGUCUCGCAGGCAACAGAGAUCACCACACUUGUCAGCGCCGCUUUCAUUGAGAGCUGCUUCUGUUUGUUUGUAGCAGCGAUUGAGUAUCAGGAUGAGAAACAGCGCCAUUGGGUCAUACGCCACUUGCGUGACAUUACUCGACUGACCGGAUGGCAAUCAGCGGAACGCAUCGCCACGGGAUGCGAGUCGUCCUGGAUGAAGGCCGCGCAGCUUGGCCGUGGUCCUCCUUACAUGCGCGCCCCAGAGACUGAGCCAGUACCUGUGGCAAGGUGGCAGAAUCCGCGACAAAUUGAUCGGUUUAUACAUGAAGUUGAGAGUGGCGAAAUACGGCGCAUAAGAGUGCCCAAGGCAGAGCGGGCUUCCCUUGCUAUAGGCUUGCUGAGUGUUGAACGAGAUCUUGAGUUUCUUGAUCUCAAGGAUGAUAAUUAA
Messenger RNA from Fusarium sp. VM40, 2721 nucleotides. The record is from the annotation of a GenBank genome assembly. Lineage: Eukaryota; Fungi; Ascomycota; Sordariomycetes; Hypocreales; Nectriaceae.